AUCAAUUUCUUUUGCUUUCCCAUUCCCAUUCUUGGUUGCUGCGCAGUCAGCCGUGGCGUCCUGUCUGCGUCGUCGUCUUCUUCUCCGGCUCGUUCUCAAUUUGCUCGGUCGGGGGUCGGGGCUCCUCUUCCCUCUUUCGCCGGCCAACUACAAGGCCCCGCCGCGCACGCAACCGCAGCUCCCCCCAGCGCGUGGAAGGAAAUUGGGUUCCAGCGCCCCGCCGCCCUCCCCGCCGGGGAGGAAGACUGCAGCUGCAACUGCAACUGCAAGAGGACUCCAUCAUCCAUUCCAUUCCAGCGCUAAGGUCAAGCAGAAGAAACAUAGGCGGGGAUCUCAUCCCCCAGCCUGGCUCUGAGCCCCUCGCGGAUUCGAACCCCCGCGCCGGAACCGUGGGGAAGAUCAGCAGCAGCUGCAAGGGCAUGUGACGCCGCCGCAGGCAAAUAGGCAAUGUGCUCCGACAUGGAUCAGCACCACCACCACGCUACCAGGGAGGCUGCCUCAGAUGUUUUAGAUGCUAAUGGAGACCAUCAAAAUAUGCAUGCUGCACAUCAUCUUGGACAAAAUGGGCCUGGGGACACCAAUAAUAACCACGUAAAACAUCCAUCCACGGAUGGCAAUUUUUCCUCAGAUGCUUCAUGGCACAAGCGUGGCCGUAUGAGCCGCCAUCCAUCUGCAUCUUCUGUCGACGACCGCUCCGUCAAGUCCGGGGAUGAUUCCGAUGGGGCUGAGAGUGCAAAUGGUGCUAAAGGCAGCGACACAGAGAUUUCACACCUGCUAAAUGAUACCAUCUGGAUACCACCUGAAGCGGCAGAUAAGGAGGAUGAGGCCGAGAGCUUUGACGACGAUGAUUAUAGCGACGGAAUCAAAUGGGGCCACUCGAGUUUCCCGUCCCCUGGCAAGGAAGAUGAGGCCAGCCCAAGCAAUCCAAGGGAGGAGCGAGAAAAAGCGAUGCUAGAAGCUAUGAAUGGCCAGCUCAAGAUACUUGUAAGCCGCUUCUUGGCAUCGGCUGGCAUCUCUUCUUCCAAGGAAGAGGGUAGCGACAGUUGGCUUGACAUUAUCACCUCCCUAUCAUGGGAAGCGGCGCUGCUUAUUAAACCCGAUGGUACCAUGGGAAAGGACAUGGACCCUGGAUCUUACAUCAAGGUCAAAUGUGUAGCAUCUGGUACUCGCCGGCAAAGUGAGGUGAUCAAGGGACUAGUCUUCAAGAAGAAUGCUGCUCAUAAGCACAUGCCGACCAGUUGCCACAGUCCUAGGCUUCUACUUCUUAAAGGAGUCCUUGGGCAUUCUGUUGUCGGUUUGUCAUCAUUUAAUUCAAUGGAUCAGGAAAAGAACCUUUUGGAGAGAGCCAUUGGUAAAAUGAUGGAGAUAUGCAGUCCUAAUGUUGUUUUGGUUGAGAAAACUGUUUCACGAAACAUUCAAGAACUUCUUCUGAAAGAGGGUGUCACUCUAAUUCUUGAUAUGAAGCUCCACCGACUAGAGAGAAUUGCACGUUGUACGGGUUCUCCCAUAAUCUCAUUUUCAGAAGUUUUAGACAAACCAAAGCUGAAGAAAUGUGAUUACUUCCACAUUGAGAAAUUUACUGAGGAGCACAACACAACCGGUGAGGGUGGAAAGAUGCCAUCUAAAACGUUGAUGCUCUUGGAAGGCUUUCCAUGCCCUUUGGGUUGCACGAUAUUACUCAAAGGAGCAAAUAGCGAUGAAUUGAAGAAGGCCAAGCAAGUCGUGCACUUCACAGUCUUUGCUGCAUAUCACUUGAUCCUUGAAACUUCUUUCUUCGAAGACCAAAGGGUUUUUCUAAAUGAUAAAAAUAUUCCAAAAGUAAAUUCUGUUAGUGCUAUGGAAGGGUUUUCAACAACUGCUUUUGAUCUUGCUGCUCUUGGUGGUGCUAUCCCUAACUUUCCUUCACAUGAUGACUCUCCAGCACUUAGAUUGUUCCAUGCCACUUCUAAUCGCUAUGUUGAUGUGGACAAAACUUUGAGAUGUCCGAGAAAUGUAGAGUCACCGAGUUCAAUAACUGGCAGCUCUGAUCUUCAAGAAGGUGCAAGCAUCCGGUAUGACUCAAGUCCAUCCACUAAUUCUGAGAGGACAGCAUCAGAAGUCCCAAGUCUGUUCAGGAAAUUGUUUGCUGACAAUUUAUGUCACCAGAAUAUUUAUUUACCUGUUACGUCAUUGCAAGAGACAAAUGAUAAACAGAAAGAAGUCAGGGUUCAAUCCAGCCAAGAAACUAGUAGUAAUGGUUUUCAUAGGGCAAAGGUGGAAGAGUCUGUGGUUUCCAGUGAAAAUGGGGAGUCCACAAACGAUACCCAGAAACAAGAGAUUAAUCAAGCAAUCAUGCGAACAGGUUCUUCUGCAAGUGAUAAGAGUGGAGAAUCACCUGCCAUGGUAGAAAACGGAGCACACUGUGGCACCAGUAUCGUUAUCAAAGAGAAAGAUGUUGAUGACGAUCAAGCUGACGAUGCACUUGAUUCUCACAGUAUACUGAUUCUGAUGUCUAGCCAGUGCGUGGAAAAGCAGAUUAUUUGUGAACAGAGCCACUUAACCCGUAUAAAAUACUAUGGGAAUUUUGAUGUGUCAUUGGGGCGGUAUUUGCAAGACAUUUUGCAGAAUCAGAAACUGAGCUGUUCCACAUGUGGAGAGCCUCCAGAAUCUCACAUGUACUCUUACACUCAUCGAAAUGGAAAUUUGACCGUGCUAGUGAAGCGGCUCAUGCCCCAACACCAUUUGCCUGGCGAAUCUGAAGGAAAAAUAUGGAUGUGGACUAGGUGCUCAAGAUGUGAUCAGGAACGUGGGAUAUCCAAAUCAACUCCAAGAGUAUUAAUAUCAGCUGAAGCGCGCAAUCUCUCAUUUGGGAAGUUCCUGGAACUUAGUUUUUCAAGCCACUCUGCAGCCAGGAGGUUAUCCAUAUGUGGACAUUUGGUGAACAGAGAUUGCUUGCGCUUUUUGGGGUUGGGCUCUAGAGUUGCGAUGUUCCGGUACUCAUCAGUUGAAAUUUACACUACCUGCAAACCACAACCCACUCUACAGUUUGUCAACCCCAUCAGACAGGAGUGGUUUGAAGGACAAAGGAGACAUGUUCAUGCUAGAGGUAUGACACUUUACUCUAAGGUAGCAGCCAUGCUACAAAAGUUGAAGAAUGAACAUCCUGAUGCGAUAACAGUUGCAAUCAAUUGUGGCCUCUCACUCCCUAUUAAGGAUUUUACUGAACUCGAUGAGUUGUUGAUCAAAGAAAAGGCUAGCUUUGAGGGUUCUCUGGACAAGGCCAUUAACCAUAAUGGGAGACCAUCCUCAUCCGUGCAUGAACUUUUGAAUAUAAAUUGGUCCUAUCAGGACCUUCUACUUAGACUUUACAUAUGGGACCGUCGUCUGCAUCAACUGUUCUACUGUAAAUCUGUUGGGCUACAAACUGCUCCUAAUUGUAAGAAUCCUGCUGAUAUUGUGAAUGAGACUCCUGAUGGCAACUUUGAAAUUGGAAAGAAAAUCACUGGAUUCGCAUAUGAUGAAACUAUGACAGCUUUUGUGGCAGCCAGUGCCACCGAUUCUGCAGGUAGCAAACUUUACCUUGACCAUCAAUCAGGUGAGACUGGAGCACCCUUGCUUGAUGAAAGACCGGAAGCUGGGGACUCUGAACUUUCUUGCAAUGAAGGCAGUAAAGAUAAAGAAUCUUCCAUUUUUCCUGGUCAAAUAGACAUAGAUAGCACAACAAAAGCCCCAAAAGGUCCUUGUUUUGAGAUAUCCAAUGAGAAGGGGGUCCAGGGAAAUGUUACUGUGGCAGACCCAACACAUGCAGAACAGGAGCCUUCUACCCAACAAUUCAAAUAUCCUUAUUGGGAUGACAGAGAAAGGUGGAUUUGGAAUCCAACUCAUGAAUUUCAAUUGGCUUACAGAAAUGACAUUGAAGAUGGAUAUUUGGACAAAUUUGAUAUCAUUAACCAUUAUAAACCAUCUUACCUGCCUCCCUUGUUUGAAGAACAAGACGAGGCAUACCCUCCACAGUUCACAGUUGGUCCAGGUAGUAAUAUUCUGUGUGUACAGGAGGAUGAGAUAUCAAGCAUAAUAGCUCGUGCUCUUGCCAUGUCUGAUGAACAUCGCUAUUCAAAAGAUUCCUUUUUUGAGAAUGAGAUGGAGAACUCCAGGGCAGAUCAUGCUAGAAUGAUGGAGAAAUCCUAUAGUUUUCUGUCUGCAAGUUCUUACAGCUCAUCACAAUGGUCAUCUGCUGGAUCUCAAGAAUAUGAAGCAAGCUUCUCACCUUUCUCUACAUUUUCAUCUGACGAUUUUUCUGGUUAUGAUAGCUCAUCUUUAUUGUCCUCAGCACAUCCAGAAAUGACCGUCAACGGGAAAGUAACUUUCAGAGACAAAUACUCAGUCACUAGUAUAUAUGCUAAUGAAUUUUAUGAACUACGAAAGAAGUGCUGCCCAUCUGAGCUUGCAUAUAUUACUUCUUUAAGCCGCUGUAAAAAGUGGGAUGCUCAGGGUGGAAAGAGCAAGGCAUUUUUUGCAAAGACAAUGGAUGACAGAUUCAUCAUAAAGCAAAUCAAGAAAACAGAGUUUGAAUCGUUUAUUGAAUUUGCUCCUCAUUACUUCCAGCAUGUUUUCCAUUCUCUGGACACUGGAAGCCAAACUUGCCUUGCUAAAAUAUUAGGAAUCUAUCAGGUUAAGCAAAUUAGGCAUGGCAAAGAGGUAAAGAUCGACCUGAUGGUGAUGGAGAAUCUUCUCUUUGGCCACAAUAUUUCACGGAUUUAUGACCUUAAGGGUGCUACUUUUUCGCGGCAUGUCACUGAUUCAACUGACCAUGACACUGUUUACCUGGACCAAAACUAUGUUGAGGACAUGGGCGUUUCUCCAAUCUAUAUUGGUGGAAGAACAAAGCAUCUUUUGCAGCGUGCAAUCUGGAAUGACACAUCUUUCCUCACUUCGGUCAAUGUCAUGGACUAUUCUCUGCUUGUGGGAGUGGAUAAACAAAAGCACGAACUUGUAUUUGGCAUCAUUGAUUAUCUGAGGCAAUAUACUUGGGACAAACAACUGGAGACAUGGGUGAAGACUUCUCUGGUAGUACCCAAGAAUGUUUCACCAACUGUAAUUUCCCCCAAGGAGUACAAGAAAAGGUUUAGGAAGUUUAUGGCGAAGUACUUCCUCACAGUUCCAGACACUUGGAGUCCUGAUAAUCCUAAGCAAUGCAAAUCCAUUGGUCAUAGCAGUCGCAAGUCGUUAGAAGUCCAGAAUGGUGAUAGUCAGCUUCAGCAUCCAAAUGAGGCUGAGGCAUGUGCCUGAUCUUAUGCGGGACCUCCUGGCAGUUCUCUUGAAGCCUAUUUAGUUAUCAUUGGGCUGAUUUUCACUUUUGUAAAAUGGUGUACAUAGGAGGACCUCACUGUUGAUUUAUCCAAAAGUUUGCAGCUUUUAGGCAAAUUGUUGGGGCACGUGAGGUCCACAAGACGUGUACCUAUACAAAUGUUCAUUGUUAAUUUCACAAUUAUUAUAGUGAAAUUAAAAAUUUUCAUAUGAUCAUUUUUUGGACCCAUCA
Molecule: messenger RNA, 5518 nt
Organism: Panicum virgatum (switchgrass)
Lineage: Eukaryota; Viridiplantae; Streptophyta; Magnoliopsida; Poales; Poaceae
Product: 1-phosphatidylinositol-3-phosphate 5-kinase FAB1A-like
Exons: 12
Coding region: 448-5268 (1606 amino acids)
Biological process (GO): phosphatidylinositol phosphate biosynthetic process
Cellular component (GO): endosome membrane
Molecular function (GO): 1-phosphatidylinositol-3-phosphate 5-kinase activity; ATP binding
Source: RefSeq, a predicted model, not a curated record